Molecule: messenger RNA, 1809 nt
Organism: Colletotrichum godetiae
Lineage: Eukaryota; Fungi; Ascomycota; Sordariomycetes; Glomerellales; Glomerellaceae
Product: WD domain-containing protein
Exons: 2
Coding region: 1-1809 (602 amino acids)
Biological process (GO): anaphase-promoting complex-dependent catabolic process; positive regulation of anaphase-promoting complex-dependent catabolic process; positive regulation of ubiquitin protein ligase activity
Cellular component (GO): anaphase-promoting complex
Molecular function (GO): protein binding; ubiquitin ligase activator activity; anaphase-promoting complex binding
Source: RefSeq, a predicted model, not a curated record
AUGGCCACUGCAUCAGUAUCCACCCCCAUCAAAUCCCACAAGGGUCUCUUUUCUUCCCGCACCGCCGGCGGUCGCAUGCCUCUUACACCUUCGCCACGUCAGCAUUCCACCACCUCGGUGUCGGUGAACCUGAACUCUUCCCCCUUCACUCCUGAGAAGCAGUCUGGCAGCGACGCAUACCGCGCAUCUAGCAAGUCAACCUACGGCGGCAACCUCACCGCGCACUUGGCUAGAUCCACCACCACCAAGUCGUCUCACCGCGACUCUCCCAAGUCCAACAUUGCCAGAGGCGUUUCAACUCCUCGCAGAGCCCUCGAGCUUGGCCUGUCCGAUUUUGCUUUGACCAGCUCUGGAACCUCCAAGACCCCUUCCAGCGCCAAGGCCAAGAAGAGCUCUCACAGACAAAAGGUCAGCAAGACGACUGUGAACUAUGGCGGUGACCGCUUCAUUCCCAACCGUAGCGCCAGCUCUGCUAUUUCCAACGCCGGCAGCAGCAAGCUUGACCGACCCGACAAGCGCUCAAAGGCCAGCGUGAGCGAAGCAUCCAAUGUGCUCUCAUCCGCAACGGAUGACGCCAUCGCUGCCCUCGAGGGUCUCAACAUUGAGGACGAGGAGCCUUCGACUUACUCUCGUCCUUCUCCCAACACCGUUGCGUACCAAGAUUCUCUUGCGAACGCUUGCGGAGUCGACCUCAACACCCGUAUUCUGCAAUUCAAGCCUGCGCCUCCCGAAUCUUCCAAGCCCAUCGACCUCCGCCAGCAGUACAACCGCCCUCUGAAGCCUGCGAGCGCCACGUCAGCCCAAUUCCGCCGUCGCGUUGCCACUGCCCCUGAGCGUGUCCUUGAUGCUCCUGGUCUGAUUGACGACUAUUACCUCAACCUUCUCGACUGGAGCUCUGGCAACCAGGUUGCCAUCGGCCUCGAACGCAACGUCUACGUCUGGUCCGCCGAUGAGGGAAGCGUCAGCUGCCUCCUUGAGACAAGCCCCGACACGUACGUCAGCAGUGUUAAGUGGUCUGGUGACGGCGCGUAUGUCGGUGUCGGUCUUGGCACUGGUGAGGUUCAGAUUUGGGACGUGGCCGAGGCCCAGAAGGUCCGCAGCAUGUUUGGUCACGACACCCGUGUUGGUGUUAUGGGCUGGAACAAGCACCUUCUGUCAACUGGUGCUCGCAGCGGACUGGUUUUCAACCACGAUGUCCGCAUUGCGGAGCACAAGGUGGCAGAGCUGGUCUCCCACACCUCAGAAGUCUGCGGUCUGGAGUGGCGGUCGGAUGGCGCCCAACUGGCUACCGGAGGCAACGACAACCUCGUCUCUAUCUGGGACGCUCGCUCGCUCUCUGUUCCCAAGUUCACCAAGACCAACCACAAGGCUGCUGUCAAGGCCCUCGCGUGGUGCCCCUGGAACAUGAAUCUCCUGGCUACAGGUGGUGGCUCUUAUGAUCGCCACAUCCACUUCUGGAACUCAACUUCUGGUGCUCGCGUCAACAGCAUCGACACUGGCUCUCAGGUCACCAGCCUGCGGUGGAGCCCUCACUACCGUGAGAUUGUCAGCUCUAGUGGCUUCCCCGACAACUCCCUGAGCAUCUGGAGCUACCCUACGUUGGUUCGCAAUGUCGAGAUCCCCGCACACGAGAGCAGAGUCUUGCACAGCUGCCUCAGCCCUGACGGUCAGAUGCUAGCUACCGCAGCUGCUGAUGAGAGUCUGAAGUUCUGGAAGGUCUUCGAGAAGAAGGCUGGUGCCAGUGCCGGUGUUGGCAGCAGCACGUCUUCGGCCAAAGCGGACAUGGUCAAGCAGAUGACCAUCCGGUAA